Molecule: messenger RNA, 783 nt
Organism: Leptosia nina
Lineage: Eukaryota; Metazoa; Arthropoda; Insecta; Lepidoptera; Pieridae
Source: the annotation of a GenBank genome assembly
AUGGAGAAAAGAAUUGCUCUGGAAUUACGAGGAAGAAAUCCAUCACAGAUAAAAGAGCUAAAUUUGGACAACUGCAGGAGCACGGCAAUUGUGGGUCUCACAGAUGAAUACAUAAAUCUGGAAAUUCUAAGCUUAAACAAUGCAGGACUUACAAGUCUUAAGGGGUUUCCAACCCUCCCAAAACUCAGGAAGCUGGAGCUCUCUGACAAUAGAAUUUCAAAUGGGCUUAAUUUUCUAAAUGGUUGCAAAAAACUUACACAUCUCAAUCUCUCUGGAAAUAAGAUAACAACCAUUGAGACCCUCAAACCUUUGGAGGAGUUUGAGAAUUUAAAGAAUCUGGAUCUUUUCAACAAUGAUGUUACCAAUGUUGAAGAUUACAGGAACAGGGUGUUUGCUUUGCACCCAUCCUUGAAAUACUUAGAUGGAUUUGACAAAGAGGACCGUGAAGCAGAUGACAGCAGUGCUGAAGAGGAAGAUGAAAUGAAUGGCAAUAAUGACAGUGAAGAGGAAGAUUCAGACAUUGAUGAUGAAGAUGACGAUUUAUCUCUAAGUGCUGUUUAUAAUACAAAGUUAGAGGAGGAAAGUUCUGAAGGUUCCCUCUACGAAGGUAGUGGGGUGGAAGAGGAAGAAGAAGAGGAGGAAGACGAAGAUGGCGAUGGAGAAAAUGAUACUGACAAACAACCCAACUCCAAAGCACAAGCCGGCAAGGAGAACUCUCACGGUGAGCCUGAGGAGAGCACCCGAGGCAAGAAACGGAAACAUGAGGAUGACGAUGAGAAUUGA